This is a messenger RNA of Anarrhichthys ocellatus (wolf-eel), 2850 nucleotides long. RefSeq names its product DEAD (Asp-Glu-Ala-Asp) box polypeptide 51 (gene ddx51). The transcript is spliced from 16 exons. Lineage: Eukaryota; Metazoa; Chordata; Actinopteri; Perciformes; Anarhichadidae. The coding region runs from base 177 to 2162 and encodes 661 amino acids. The record is from RefSeq and is a predicted model, not a curated record. Gene Ontology annotation, molecular function: ATP binding; nucleic acid binding.
AGCGGUGGUGGUCGUAGUAGUUCAGUAGAAGUUAAACGUUUACAGUACUUUAAAGAAUCAGAGCUGUUAACGAAUCUCGGCGACGUUAGUUGAUAUUCAGGCUUAAUCAUUUCUAAAUGCGGAAUAGCUGACAAGUAUACAAAAACCUUCUUGGAGUGUAUUAUCUUGCUUUUGAAAUGUCUCUUUUUCUUGUAAACAGGUACCUUGGAGAGGAGGAAAGUGAGAGUGUCUCAAAGGAGUCCCGGUCUCAGGCGUUACUGGCUAAACUGCAGCAGAAGGCAAAAGAGAAGCAGAAACAGAGUAGGACAGAACGUCCGCCUAAAGAACGGACGGAACAACAAGAUGUGAAAAAGAAAAGAAAAGCUGACAAGAACAGCGGUCAAGAGCCUCAACUGCACAAAAAGAGGAAAUCAGAAGAUGCGGACUCUGAUAAUCCCGAUGAGCCUGUCGAAGAGGCAAAGAAGAACGAGAAACAGAAGAAAAAGAAGAAAAAGGUUCAGUCAGGCAUUUCAGUUAAAGAUCUGCCAGAAACUCCUGUGACAGGAAGAGACGGACAGGAGGACUCAGGAGGAGGAGAAGAGGAGACGGAGACAGAAAACGUGACACUAAAAGAAACCACAGAGAAGACUUCUGCUCCAACUGGAUUCACGGUUCUGGGAGGAUUCGAGAACAAACCUGUCCAAAAGGUACACAGAGUUCUGCCUCAGUGGCUCGCUCAGCCUGAUGUGAUUCACAGAGACAUUAAAAGCAACCUGGUCCCCAUCUCUGACCUCCCGGGACUUUCUGCUCUGCUCGUGAAAAAACUGCAAAAUAAUGGAAUUCAGCAGCUUUUCCCAGUGCAAGCAGAGGUCAUCCCGGCCAUCUUGGAGAGCGCACAGCAGGGGCUGCUGAUUGGACGAGGCGGCUACAAGCCCAGAGAUAUAUGUGUGUCUGCACCGACGGGCAGUGGCAAGACUCUCUCAUUUGUCAUACCUGUCGUACAGGUGCUGACGGAGCGGGUGGUGUGUGAAGUCCGGGCGUUGGCCGUGUUGCCGACCAAAGAGCUCGCCCAGCAGGUUUGCAAAGUGUUCACAUCAUACGCUGAGGGCAGCUCUCUGAAAGUGGUGAUGGUGGCUGGUCAGAAGUCUUUUGCUGCAGAGCAGGCUUCACUCUCAGAACUCAGAGGGGGCAUGAGACGCAGUUUAGCCGACAUUGUUGUUGCCACUCCGGGUCGACUGGUCGAUCACAUCAACAAGAACUCAGGCUUCAGUCUGGAACACCUUAGGUUUCUUAUUAUUGACGAGGCUGACAGGAUGAUUGACAGCAUGCACCAGUCUUGGCUCAGUCAGGUGGUGAAGGCGGUGUACAGAUCAGGUGGCGGUGCAGAAGUCGGGUCCAUCUUCAGGCGGACUGAGCCAGCGUACGUCACAGCAGCCAGUCUGUCUCCGCCUCAGAUGCCGCUGCAGAAGCUGCUGUUUUCUGCCACACUGACACAGAACCCGGAGAAGCUUCAGCAGCUGGGCCUCCACCAGCCCCGACUCUUCAGCUCCAUCCACAGUCACUCCAGCUCCACCACACCGGCAGCCCUCACCCAGACACAGGGCGGCUUUGACUUCCCCCAAGGUCUGACGGAGUAUUACGUUCCCUGUACGUUAAGCAAGAAGCCCCUCCUCAUCCUCCACUUCAUCCUGCGCAUGAAGCUCAGCCCCGUCCUCUGUUUCACCAACUCCAGAGAGACCGCACACAGACUUUAUCUGCUGGUGCAUCUCUUCGGUGGAGUUCAGGCCGCUGAGUUCUCCUCCCGGCUCUCUCCCGCUGAGAGGAAGAAGACGCUGAAGGAGUUUGAACAAGGAAAGAUCCAACUGUUGAUCAGCACAGACGCAGCUGCCAGAGGCAUCGACAUCAACGGGGUCAAAUGUGUUGUGAAUUACGACGCGCCGCAGUACAUCCGGACGUACAUUCACAGGAUUGGAAGAACAGCAAGAGCAGGGAAACCCGGCCUGGCCUUCACCUUUCUGCUGGGCGUACAGGAGAAGAACUUCCUUCAGAUGGUGGUGGAAGCAGGAACCCCCGGGAUUCAAAAGCAGAUCGUUAAACCAGAGAACCUGAAGGGUAUGGAGGCCCGAUAUGAACAAACUCUGCAGGAGCUGGCCAACGCCAUCAAGGACGAGAGAGCCAAAUAACGGAGCAACACCGAAUGAUCCUUCUCCGAGCGGACGUCUGUGCUUCACGAAGAACACAUUUCAUUUUGUGUUUCAGCUGUACUUGGAGUUUUUUAUGUUGUUUAAUAAAACAUAAAUUGUCUGUGUGUGGUGCAGCUGGUGAUUUAAGUGCCACAGUGCCAGUUCUCAAUGUCCAUUUCCUUUAAGUGAGGUAAUGAUUGAAGUGGAUAAUGCAUUAUUUACAAAACGUGAACAUUAGUUUAGCUAUCCUUCACAUCAGUCCGUCUGUCUCUUAAAUAUAAGGAGUGGUCAGUGUUUUAGGGCCAAAACUACUCUAAUAAAUACAUCAUAAAUAAUCAUAUUCAUGAAUUCAGAAACUAUAUUUAUCCAACAGAUCAAGGAAACAUCUUCAAAUGUCUUUCUUCACAUCAGGUCUGCUUUGAGUUUGCUCAAAAUUCAGUUAUUUUUAGAGAUUGCAGAAGUUUAAUGGAAGCAUUUAGAGAAAAGUUUGACACGGUUCCUUUUUUCAAUCCAGUUUUAAUUUACUCUGUCCUUAUAACACACACACACACACACACACACACACACAGCAUUAUAGAACAUGUUCUCAUAGAAGAGGUUCUCAUAGAACGUGUCGUGCCAUCAGUCCCAUUUGGAAGUCUUCCUCCUCAUGUAUUUGUCUCCUUCGCUGUCGACUGCCUCGUACAGC